Messenger RNA from Hyalella azteca, 903 nucleotides. RefSeq lists its product as uncharacterized. The record is from RefSeq and is a predicted model, not a curated record. The coding region runs from base 64 to 903 and encodes 279 amino acids. The transcript has 2 exons. Lineage: Eukaryota; Metazoa; Arthropoda; Malacostraca; Amphipoda; Hyalellidae. Gene Ontology annotation, molecular function: adenylate cyclase inhibiting G protein-coupled glutamate receptor activity. Gene Ontology annotation, biological process: regulation of synaptic transmission, glutamatergic; G protein-coupled glutamate receptor signaling pathway. Gene Ontology annotation, cellular component: membrane.
UGCGAUGGUGUUGAUAUCAGAAACUGUUCUAGGGGUAACUGUGAUACUCAAAAUAAUAAUUACAUGUUAGACAACUACAUUAACAUAAGUGGCAUAAAUAACGAACAACUUACGACAGUUAUGAUGGAACAUUCUGACGACUGUGAAGCUCAUAUAAGUAACGAACCCAUCCUCCAGUCGCGCGAUUCCUGCGAGUCCUUCGAUGACGUGUUCAGGAGUUCCAAAUUAUACUCGAGUCAUUCUCUCGGAAUGAAGAAAUCGAACAAACGACGGAAAAUCUUCUUCCCACUGAGCUUUUCGAGCAUUUUAUUGUUGUUAUUUGUGGUCUCUUCAAUUGUACACUUGGCAUCGGCUGGAAAAAGUGAAAACAAAGAAUUGAUUAAGUCGAAGGAGCUGAAGGAAUCGAAGCAACCAAAGGAAGUAAAAGAUGAAAAGGAAAAAGAAUCAGGUAAGAAGAUCAAAAUACCUGGGGACGUGAUAUUUGGAGGACUCUUCCCCAUGCACGAAAGGGGAAACGAAGGGGAGUCAUGUGGCGAUAUAAAGGAGGAAAAGGGCAUUCAGAGGCUAGAAGCCAUGCUCUACGCCCUGGACCUGAUCAACGAGGACGAGGAACUGCUGCCGAACAUAACGCUAGGUGCACUUAUCUUGGAUACGUGCACGUCUGAUACCUACGCCCUGGAACAGUCAGUGGAGUUCUUCAGGUCAUCUCUCAGCUCCGUCCGAUAUUCCCAAGACGAGUCCGAACAAAUCCUCCAUCAAUCUUUCACACCCUUCCUCCAGCCCUCACUCGGCUCACACCUCUCAUCACAUCCUUCCUCCAGCCCUCACUCGGCUCACACCUCUCAUCACACCCUUCCUCAAGCCCUCACUCGGCUCGCACCUCUCAACACACCCUUCAUGUAA